AUGUUUAUUGUUUUCUACACACAUACCGGGCUCCACAUAGCUAAUGCAUUUUAUUUGUUCAUUGAUGUAUAUUAACUGUCCGAUUCCUGGUGGACACUGUAAAUAAACAUUGAAGGAGGAAGUGAAAGCUGAUAUUUGAGUGAAAAAGUGAUAACUAAGCUGACAUCUGCGGUGUGAGUAGGAGUUAACUAGUCAUUCCAGGUGCAGUCUGGAGGACGUGUGGAUGAGCGCAGGUGUGGACGUGGCCAGAAUAGAGAAUUUAAUGAAAAAUCCAUGCUUACGGGGUGAACAUGGCAGGCUUCCUAGAUAAUUUCCGUUGGCCAGAAUGUGAAUGUAUCGACUGGAGUGAGAGAAGAAAUGCCGUGGCUUCUGUGGUGGCGGGUGUCCUGUUUUUUACAGGUUGGUGGAUAAUGAUCGACGCAGCUGUUGUGUACCCUAAGCCGGAGCAGUUGAAUCAUGCCUUUCACACCUGCGGCGUGUUCUCCACACUGGCUUUCUUCAUGAUAAACGCCGUGUCCAAUGCCCAGGUGAGAGGCGACAGCUAUGAAAGCGGCUGUUUAGGAAGAACAGGUGCUCGAAUUUGGCUCUUCAUUGGUUUCAUGUUGAUGUUCGGGUCACUUAUUGCAUCCAUGUGGAUUCUUUUUGGUGCCUAUGUUACCCAAAAUACGGAUGUUUAUCCAGGACUAGCUGUGUUUUUUCAAAAUGCACUUAUAUUUUUUAGCACUCUGAUCUACAAAUUUGGAAGAACUGAAGAGCUGUGGACCUGAGAGCACUUCUUAGACCAGAUUUCCUUUCGUUUUGUUCUAUUUGUAGAUAAGUUUUUCCUCUCUCAGCAUAAUUUACACAUUGCCAAAUGGGGUAGAUUGUACAUUACAUGUCGUGUUUCUUUACACUUUUACGCUCUGAGUUUUGAAAUAGUUUUAUGAAAUUUCUGUCCUUUUUUUAAAAUCACUGAAUAGAUUGUUAAUAUGUACAUAAUGUAAAACUAUACCCCUGGGGUGGUGAGUAUCGGUUUUUUUUUUUUAUUCCUGAAGACUUACAGCUUGACCUGUUCCCUGAGCCAUUGUUGUUUCUUCAUGUCAUUUUAGAGUCAGCUGUUCCGCUUUAGUAUCUUUAAUUUCUGAAGAUGUGCACAAACUACAGCUUCACGUAUCUGAAAUAAGCACUGAGCCAUUCGAAAGGGUGUUUCAGCAAGUUGUAAUUUAUUUUGGCUUAAAAAUGAGAUUUUUUUAAAGGAAAAACGUUUGUUCUUUAUUAAAGAAGUGGACUUUUAUAUGACGAUUUUUUAAACGCCUGAAGGACUAGUUUGAAAGCCUCUUUUAAAAAACAAUUCCUCUAACGUGACUUUAUUCGAGAAAGGCUAAUAAAAACGCGAUCAGAUGAGCUCAGUUUCACAUGGCUGAUGCGAAAGGGCCGAAAGGCAGCCCAGCAACGUGCUUCUUGUAAAAGCAACUCCAACGGCCUGACGGGUUCCUCGCCUGGCAGGCUUUUACUAUCUGACGUCACAAAACAGCCUCAAGCCGGUGUGGCCCAACCGCUGUUUAGAAGCAUGAACCAUAUACCCAAAACUGCGACCAUUAGUCUCAAGAUAAAGCACUUCUUCCCAAAGGGAAUGAUGAUGACCUAGUGAAAAAUUAGACGUUUCCUCCACUUAGUUACCCACCUCAAGGGUCUCUUUGCGCUAGCGCUCAACUCUCCCUGCAAAAUGUAUCUUUAACCUCAAAGCCCACGUUCCAGUUGAAAUCCCCUCCUGCUGAGUUUGAAACUGCAGACUCGGAAACCCUGCUUUUGCACCGCGGGUAUUCCUAAGAGAGGUGUCCAAGGGGUAGCUGGGUCUUAAUUGCUAUUUUUGCUUUUCUUUGUUAUACAGGCUUUGUGUUGCACUUUUUUUUUUCCUCCAGAGGGAUUUUUAUAGCACCUUUGGUUGUAAGACAGAGUAAUAGUAAUGGUGUUAAUAUCAGCUCCUAACGUAAGCCUUACCUUGUUUAACCUCUGUCCUCUCGGAGAGGACUGACCUGCGCACAGAGUAUGAAGCGGUCGUGGAACGCUGUGCUUUCGUGUAGACACCUUCUUGUUAAGCACUUCCUCCUUUGUUGUGGUUUGCCCCCACGAUGUCAGUAAAGUUUGUCUUGCUUCCAACAGA
Molecule: messenger RNA, 2143 nt
Organism: Suricata suricatta (meerkat)
Lineage: Eukaryota; Metazoa; Chordata; Mammalia; Carnivora; Herpestidae
Gene: TMEM50B
Product: transmembrane protein 50B
Exons: 8
Coding region: 291-767 (158 amino acids)
Biological process (GO): late endosome to vacuole transport via multivesicular body sorting pathway; protein targeting to vacuole
Source: RefSeq, a predicted model, not a curated record